Molecule: messenger RNA, 2887 nt
Organism: Scophthalmus maximus (turbot)
Lineage: Eukaryota; Metazoa; Chordata; Actinopteri; Pleuronectiformes; Scophthalmidae
Product: CLOCK-interacting pacemaker-like
Exons: 5
Coding region: 604-1797 (397 amino acids)
Biological process (GO): negative regulation of DNA-templated transcription; negative regulation of circadian rhythm
Cellular component (GO): nucleus
Source: RefSeq, a predicted model, not a curated record
GGUAGGUGGUCCGUCCAACAGGCGGCUCCGGGUUCAGAUGAGGUGAAGCGAGGCAGACAGUGAGCGAAGCCCCGGUGUUUUAUCAGUGAGCUACUUUUGUUGUCAGUGUUGUUCCCACACUCAGGAUCUAGUGACACAUCGUGUCGAUACUUUAUUUUAUUGUUUUAAUUCUUCCCACACACAAACACACUCUUUAAACGUUUCGUCGGCGGCGUCAAGCUAGCUAGAAAUCAACCACCGGGAUUUCAAAACAAUAGCGUGGAAACUUGCCACUGUUGGACAAACGUUAAAAGACGCACAUUACUCAUAACAGGGAGCGGAGCCGAGCUGAGCUGAGCUGCCUGGUGGUGUCAUGCGAGGACAGCUCUAAGAGGGUGGUGGUAGACUGGAUGAUCGUUUCCCAGACGGGACUCACUCGGCCAACUCAUGGGGAAAUAAAAACACUGGAACACAAGGAAGGAGAUGCAUUUUAUGUAAAAGAAAAGACGGGCCAGACGAGCUGUGUGUGUGUGUGUGUGUGUGUGUGUGUGUGUAUGUGUGUGUGUGUGUGUGACUACACCUGAGGAGCGCCGCCUGCACCUGAAUGCAUCACAGGGGUCCGCGAUGGCAAAGGAACAGUCUUGCUCGCACAGGGACGGUGCUCGCGCUGCGUCCAGCAAGAACGCCAAAGACGAGAGCAACAGCACGACCUUGCUGGCGAUGCGCGAUGCCAAAGAUGCCGACGAGUCCAGCGGAAGCAGCUCCCGUUACAGCUCGGAGAAAGACUCCGGCUUCUCCGACGGCUCAGACUGGCAGCAGACGGACGUGGACGACCAGCACAGCGACAAAGGCCGGACCAAAGACGGCGAGCGUGCAGACGCUUCACAGCCGGAUCAGAACCGAGAGCGUGAACAGGGAAGUCCUGGGAAUCUGACCCCGAUGCCAGAAGGGCGCAAACAAUUCUCCAUAUUUAAGAACAUGGUGCUGACACAGCAGCCGGACACGGUCCAGAAAGAAGUUCAUCUUCUCUGGACAAACAGAAGUUCUGCCACUCGCCAAGUGAUUCUCUGCCAGCAGCCCGUCGUGUUGCCGACCGCCGCCCCGCAGCUCCACGCGCCCGUGUCUCGGAGAUCCGUCGUCAUGGGGAAGAAAAUAAACUCCUACCCCCGCAUCGCACCUCAUCCCAACAGGAAGCCGCCCGACAAACCUUCGUCAAGCGACGAUCCCCAGGAUCUGAGAAGGAGUGAGAGCUCACCUGGGACCGGGGGUCUACCUGAGCGACACCAGGGAGACACCGUGUCCUCCUCCAGCUCCGCUGCUGCUUCCUCCAGCCACGCAUCCUCCUCCGCGUCCAGAGGACGUCACAGGAGCGGCGUCGCCAGCGCUCGCCACCGCCGCUUCCUCAACAUGGUGAAGGUCCUCCGACAGUCGGGUUUGCUACACAUUACGCUGCGCACCAAGGAGCUGCAGCGCCAGAGCGACGCCGUGGGGCAGGACGUCGCCCAGCUUCGACGGCACGUGGAGCUGCUGUGCGAGGCCGCCUGCCGCCCCCCGGACGGUGCAGCGGCCUUGGAGCGUCUGCACAGAGCCAUGGCCGAGUCCCGCAGCUACCCAGACCUCAACCUCAUCCCGCCUCAUCCAGAAUCUUCUUCUGGUCGACCUCAAAGUAUUGCCUCAGGUGACGAGGACGCCGCCGCGCCGCCGUCUCGCCUCGUCACCAUUGUACUGAACCCGAACUGUCCCACGUGGCAGCAGGCUCGGUCCGAACGCAGUAGGGAGCUCAACGCCUUCAUGUCACCUGACAGUUCUACGGGUUAGUGCCUUGAGGAGGAGGGGGAGGAACCGGUAGUUAUCUUAGGAUAUCAUGUGUGUUUUGUAAUGUUUUAUUCUGGGUUAUUUUCAAACUGAAACUUGUAUACGUUGCAGUUUUUUGUCUCCCUGUUGAUUAUGUGACUUGACACUGAAAGCUGAUCCAAUGAUUAAUGCUCUCCAGUGCAGUUCAUCCCCCGCGGCAUCAUCUCCCCAUUCACCACCGCAGAGUUUAUAGAACCACGUGCAGGAGGAGGAGACGCUGUCGGUGUGUGAGCCACUCAAAUGAUUAUGGGAAAAUAAAAUGUUUCCCUGCAGGAGGAGGAGGAGGUGGAGGACAAUGGCUCACACACACAGGUGGCACUUAAUGCAGUAAUGACAACUUCCCUGCGUACUACCAGUUCAAUUUAAUACUUCAGGGAAAAUAUGAAAAAAAAAUCCCUCUCCUAGCAGAUGGAAAAAAGAUGGUUUCUAAUAAUUUCCUGAGCGAAAUGGACAGAUGGUGAGCGGUCGCUGUGAUCGGUGCCUUCUGAUCAACAUCGGCCGAACAGAAAGACUCUUUAAGGAAACGGGUAUCACCUGAGACGCAACCAAGAUUUUAUGUUGCAGAAAGAAAUUGUGUACUGUACCGUUACAGACUUUUACACUGGACGGCUGCAAGGACUUGUUUUCAAAUGUCUUCCCAACAAAAGCCAAAGCCUUAAAGACGUUUUCUUUCCACAUGAUACUUUCAUGAUCAUCAUCAUCAUCAUCAUCAUCACCACAGGUUAUUAUUCUCAGUCAAGUCUUUAUUACAUACGCAGCACACGCUUGUGAUGAGUCAACCAAAGACAGUCACACUGUCUGUUUCAUUUCGUAGCUGCAGCACCGUUUGCGUCGUGAGCCUGAGGGAGUUUGUCAGUGUUUGUAUGUGAAAUUGUUUGUUGAAUAAGUGAUGUAUUUUGCAUGCAUGUGGAAUGCAUGAGAUUUUUUGUUCCUCCCACUUCUUUGUGCAUGUGGCAAACGGCCAUGCACACAAUUCUGAAAGUGAAAGUGUUUUUUCAUCAUUUUUAAUGUAUUCAAAUAAAGCAAUAUUUGUCCAUGAUGUGGACUGACUUUC